Messenger RNA from Ylistrum balloti, 354 nucleotides. RefSeq lists its product as uncharacterized. The record is from RefSeq and is a predicted model, not a curated record. Bases 1 to 354 code for a protein of 117 amino acids. The transcript has a single exon. Lineage: Eukaryota; Metazoa; Mollusca; Bivalvia; Pectinida; Pectinidae.
AUGAAUGAUGCAUACGAGACUAUCAAUGAUACAUACGAGACUAUCAAUAAUACAUACGAGACUAUAGAUAAUGCAUACGAGACUAUAGAUAAUGCAUACGAGACUAUCAAUGAUACAUACGAGACUAUAGAUAAUGUAUACGAGACUAUCAAUGAUACAUACGAGACUAUAGAUAAUGCAUACGAGACUAUAAAUGAUGCAUACGAGACUAUUAAAGAUACAUACGAGACUAUAAAUGAAGCAUACGAGACUAUAAAUGAUGCAUACGGGACUAUUAAUGAUACAUGCGAGGCUAUAAAUGAUGCGUACGAGACUAUAGAUGAUGCGUACGAAACAAUAGAUGAAUGCAAUUAG